CCCGCCCACGGCCUCCAUUUUCCAUUCCCAUCCCGCAACGCACGCAGCUCGCUCGACCAGAACACCUCGGAGCAGCAGCAGCGGCGGCCGGCGGAGACCGUGUCAUGGCGAUGGAGGGCUACGACCGCGAGUUCUGGCAGUUCGGCGACCAGCUGCGCCUCCAGACGGCCACCUUCUCCGGCCUCUCCCUCGGCGACUCCAUCUGGUCCCCCGCCGACAACACCGCCCCCCGCGCCCGCAACGCCGACCUCUUCUCCCCCUCCCCGGCGCCCGACAACAACAGCGCCGGGUUCGCCGCCGCCAAGAUGAACGGCAACGGCCUCAACGGGCCCGGCCUCAUCGGCUCCGGCAAGCUCGCCUUCGGCGCCACCACCACCAGCAAGGCCGACCGCUACAACAACGUCAGCCUCCCCGACGCCAAGCCCUACGCCAACGCCAACGCCAACGGCAUGUACGGUGCCAAGCCCAACAACACCAACAUGAACAACGGCUUCGGGCUCAACAAGAUGGCUGCCGGCGGCGGGGGCUACGGCAACUUCAACGGCGGCAACGAGGGGGUGAAGAGCUACUUCAACAAGUCCAUCGGCAGGCCGGCCAGCAACAACAGCAGCAGCAACAACUUCAACGGCUACGGCGGCAAGAAGGGCGCCGCGGACGGCAAGAAGAAGCACGCCAAGAACGAGCGAGGGGACAACAACCACGGCGCCGCGUCGGAGAAGCGGUUCAAGACGCUGCCGGCGUCCGAGGCGCUGCCCCGGAACGAGCCCAUCGGCGGCUACAUCUUCGUCUGCAACAACGACACUAUGGAGGAGAACCUCAAGAGGCAGCUCUUCGGGUUGCCAUCCAGAUACAGAGAUUCAGUGAGGGCAAUCAGGCCAGGGCUGCCCCUCUUCCUCUACAACUACUCCACCCACCAGCUCCACGGCAUCUUCGAGGCUGCGAGCUUUGGCGGAGCGAACAUCGACCCGGCGGCGUGGGAGGACAAGAAGUGCAACGGCGAGUCCCGCUUCCCUGCACAGGUGAGGGUGGCCACAAGGAAGAUCUGCGACCCGCUGGAGGAGGACGCCUUCCGCCCGAUCCUGCACCACUACGACGGGCCCAAGUUCCGGCUGGAGCUCAGCAUCACCGAGGCCCUCUCCCUUCUCGAUAUAUUUGAAGACAAGGACGAGGCCUGAUCGAGGCUGCAUGCCUACUGCUGAUCAGGGAGGGACUGUUGAGGAAGGAACAACGCAAUAAGAUCGAUCGGAGCAUAUAUAUAUAUACAUACAUACAUACGAUUAAUAUCAUUAUCAAUUAAUGGUGAUAUAUACAUACGUGAGUUUUAUGUAUUGGGUUUUCCAUCCCGCGGGCUAUGAAAUUAUGCGCCCCCCGCUGUGUAUCAUGCAUGCGUGGUGAUGGCUGCACAAGAUGAGCCCUCGUGGACAUAACUAAUCUAUUGUCACGGCUAUGUAUGUAUGUAUAAUAUUGAGACUUUAAGAUGUUUCUCCUGUUGUGUACCUUAGCAGAAUAAAUCAUCUUUUUUA
This is a messenger RNA of Triticum dicoccoides, 1523 nucleotides long. Its product is annotated as B2 protein-like. Lineage: Eukaryota; Viridiplantae; Streptophyta; Magnoliopsida; Poales; Poaceae. The record is from RefSeq and is a predicted model, not a curated record. Bases 105 to 1175 code for a protein of 356 amino acids. The transcript is spliced from 4 exons. Gene Ontology annotation, biological process: response to endoplasmic reticulum stress.